UAGCAGUGAGCAGCAAAUUCACAUCAGUGUGCACACCUUGGACGCUCUAUCCUCCGCCUGGAUAAUCUGGUCGUUCUUGGAGUACUUUACGUCUGUAAAACAAAAAAAGGAAACGGUCCAGAUUGGCGAUCGAACGCUCAGUCCACCGUCCACCAUCAUGUCCAGUGGUGAAAGUGACGCCAGUGAACCAGCAAACGUUAGUGCUGCCCCGACGAUGAGCUCCCAGGAGACGGCCGCCGCGAGCGUAAUGCUGACCGAUUCCGAAAACGCAAACAACGAGAACCGUGUCAUAGAGAUGGAAUCCAAUCCGAGCUCGGGGGACACCGAAGCGGAGACUGGCGCUACCUCGAGUGCAAUGGAACCGGCGGAAGCACCUGUGACCGUGAGUAAGCUCCCCGCAGAGCGAAAGGAUGAUGAGACUGGCCCAGUCCAGAAAGAAGCUGCCGGCACGGCAGAUGUACCCACCGGGGAGAAGGAUCAGUAUGCGGAGCAUGUAACGUACGACGAGGCAGGUGAAGCCAUCUACACCGAUCCGGCCACAAAGUACCAGUACCGGUGGAGCAAGGAAAAAAGUGAAUGGGUUCCACGGGAGGAGUCGGGCAAGGCGGGUGAAACCCCCGCGGAUAAUCCGUACGAGAACGAACACUAUCGGUGGUGUCACGAGAAGAAGGAAUGGAUACCGAAGCAGCAAAAUGUGACCGAAACGGAGCACUAUCGGUGGGACGAGAAGGCAGCGAAAUGGGUCCCGAAGGAUCGUCCGGCUGGUGCGGGUGAAGGUGAUGAUCGUAGCUACGGGUAUGAGGAGGGUGUGCACACGUACAAGGAUAAGGAUGGUGCGGUGUACUUUUGGGACGCAGAACGGAAAGCCUGGUUCCCCAAGGUGGAUGAUGAGUUUAUGGCCAUAUAUCAACUGAACUACGGGUUCAUCGACAAUACGUCCAGUGGAAGUGGACCAGCGGCGGCGGCACCUGCCCCUGCUCGGGUAAUGAGUGAACCGUCUGGUAGGGAAUUGCCCGGAUGCGACGAGGACGAUGACGCUGAUGAGCAGGGUGAGGAAGCGCAACGGGCAUUAGCAGUAGCAGCAGCAGCAAAGGGCAAGAAACGGAAAGCUCCUCCGGAACCACCGAAAUGGUUCGAAAUCGCACCGGAGCAUAACACGAAGGUGUAUGUGUCGAACCUGCCGACGGACAUUAGCGAGGAAGAGUUCGGGGAGUUAAUGUCCAAGUGUGGCAUGGUGAUGAAGGACCCAAAGACGCACAAGCUGAAGCUGAAGCUGUACCGUGAGCCGGACGGAACGCUCAAGGGCGAUGGGCUGUGUCACUACAUUAAGAUCGAGUCCGUCGAUUUGGCGCUGAAAAUUCUCGACAACUACGAUGUGCGCGGCCACAAGAUCAAAGUGCAGCGGGCCGAGUUCCAGAUGCGGGGCGAAUACAACCCAACGCUCAAGCCAAAAAUGCGCAAAAAGGAGAAGGAGCGGCUGAAGAAGAUGCAGGAAUCGCUGUUUGACUGGCGCCCGGAAAAGAUGCGCGGCGAGCGGUCGAAGCACGAGCGUAUCGUCAUCAUCAAGAACCUGUUCGAGCCGGAGCUGUUCGAUCGCGAGGUCCAUCUGCUGCUCGAGUACCAGAACGAUCUGCGCGAGGAGUGCGGCAAGUGUGGCACCGUGCGCCGCGUGCUGCUGUACGACCGGCACCCGGAAGGGGUGGCCCAGGUGACGAUGGGCGACCCGGAGGAAGCGGACCUGGUGGUGCAGCUGAUGAAUGGGCGCUUCUUCGGGCAGCGAAAGCUGACGGCAGCGAUCUGGGACGGGCGGACAAAGUACCGAAUUGCCGAAACUGAUGCCGACAUUGACAAGCGGCGCGGUAACUGGGAACAGUACCUCGAAACGGAGGAAACUGCUGCCGAGCAGGGGAAGGACACAGGCGACACUUCGCCGCCUUCCAGUGGAGAAGGAACCACCGAAACUGUCCCAGCGGGUGGCACAGAAUCAGAAACACCGGAAAUGAAGUCCUGCGACGACCAGGAAGAGCAACAUCCGGGCGUGAAUGUUGCCGAUACGGAGAAGGAAGCCGAGAAGGGCGAUGAUGAAAGUGAAGAGGAUAAAGAUGUGAAGCAGAAGGAUGGAGAGGCUGACGAGGAGGAGGAACCAGAGGAUUAGCCAUCCAGUUUAGAUGUGGCGAUCGAUUGUAAUUGAUUUAGAGAACGUUGAAUUCGACGACCCAACUCGGAUUUCGAGAAAAUAAAACGGAUCUCGAAUUGUAAAGCGGGAGAAGCAAUCGAAAAAAACGCCUCUUUGUGCGAUGGCAACGGAGAGGUCGAUCAUAAUGUGUAUAUCCGAAAAGAGCAGGAAAUUAGUUUCACACGAUCAAAGCGCAAACCCUCAGGUAUGUUGGUAUUGCUCUUUUAUUAUUAUUUGAUUGUAUUAUUUUAAAAAAUGAGGCAUGUUUUUGAUUGUACCUCAACAGUUUUGUAUUUAAGUGUAGGUUAUCUUAUUACACAUUUGAUUGACGGAUAUCAAUUUAAAUUUAAUCGAUUUUUUGAUAGAUUUUUUGUUGCUGCUUUUCAUACCUUGGGAUUCUUUGUUUUUUUUGAGACUCGUUUUUUUCGCUUUCGUCCAUGUGAUGUAUUGAACCAUUCUACAUCAGUGUAUGAACGAUUUCAUCUGAGAAUCUUGUUCAAAGAUAAUUAUCACAUACAUGACAAUACGUAUUAAGAUUCAGGAAUGAGCUGAGGAGGAACUGAGGAAAGAUAAAUGUUUUAAGUUUUCAAUAUAAGGAUUUAAGCUGACUUUAUGUACUAAAAUAUUUUUAAUCUAUUUACUUUGGUUACAAAACAUAUACUGUUUUCCGAGACAGUUUCCAAUGUUAACAGAAUUAUUCAACGCUCUCGAGAUGUUUUUAAACAGCGUAGCUUUCGCAUUAAUUAAAUAGCUAUUGAAAAACAUCUUUUGAACUGUUGAGGAAUGCUGUUAAAAGUGGAAACUUAUUCGCAAAACAGUGCAGUUCUCUUUCCCCUAUUACCACACUCUCGCUUUUCAAAUUUAAGGCUUUUAAACAGUAUUUUUAUGUCUAAAUCCCUGUUUGAAUUAAUCAAAUAUCUUGUCGAAUGAAUAGCCGGACGUGAUCUAUCAGCCAAAUAUAAUUUAAAUAAUAUGAUAGCAGCGUAACUCGAAUAUACGCGUUCGAUAAAUACCGUGAUUAUCAACAAAAAUACCAUUCCAGUAAUGUUGAUGCCAUUCGGUAGUUUUAGAUACUAAAUUAAUUGUUUAGCAAGGUUUAGGAUUUAGUUUAACAUGAAAAUUAGCACAAUUUGGACUUUAACAUAAUUUAAAUGUCUUUAAAUGUACUAAUGGUACAAAGAUUAGCCCAUUUGAGCCAAAACUUAUCUUCAAAUCCGUGUUAAGCAGCAGAAUUGAUAAAUGUGAUCGAUUAUAGGGAAACAAGCUAAAAUGUGUCGAGCAUGUCUCUUCUAAGUAAAAACCCUGGUAAUUCGAGUCCAGUCUCUGCAAAGGAAUCGAUCAAAAUACCUCUUUUUGAUCGCAAGAUUGGCUGCCUGAAUGAUGUUCAAAGGAUUUCAUUGGAGUUCGAUUUGAAAGAUAUAACCCGCCUCGAAGUUCUAAUCAGUGUGUGACUUCGUUUGAUCCAUUGUAGAAGAAAACAUGAAACAACAAACAUUGAAACGUUCAUUUCGGUUGAUUUGUGGUGGUUUUGGAAGGCUCUAAAAAUGCAACUCCAGACACUGUUCGUUUGCUACAUAUCCAGCAAAGCACUGUGUCUCUUGUGAAGUUUUCCCCCAA
Molecule: messenger RNA, 3793 nt
Organism: Anopheles gambiae (African malaria mosquito)
Lineage: Eukaryota; Metazoa; Arthropoda; Insecta; Diptera; Culicidae
Gene: barc
Product: HIV Tat-specific factor 1 homolog
Exons: 5
Coding region: 158-2155 (665 amino acids)
Biological process (GO): mRNA splicing, via spliceosome
Cellular component (GO): U2-type spliceosomal complex; U2 snRNP
Molecular function (GO): RNA binding
Source: RefSeq, a predicted model, not a curated record